Molecule: messenger RNA, 2732 nt
Organism: Anarrhichthys ocellatus (wolf-eel)
Lineage: Eukaryota; Metazoa; Chordata; Actinopteri; Perciformes; Anarhichadidae
Product: jun dimerization protein 2-like
Exons: 5
Coding region: 197-688 (163 amino acids)
Biological process (GO): regulation of transcription by RNA polymerase II
Cellular component (GO): nucleus
Molecular function (GO): RNA polymerase II cis-regulatory region sequence-specific DNA binding; DNA-binding transcription factor activity, RNA polymerase II-specific
Source: RefSeq, a predicted model, not a curated record
GACAAGAUCAGUACUUAAACGGGCUGAUGCAACGGCUUCAGUUGUUAGUCCCAAAGCUCACAUCCGACUCCACUCCCGCUCCGCUCCCAUUAUUACUGCGGAUUUUCGGACGCACAACAGCGUCCAAACACAGUUGCAUCAUUGACAGACGACGACUGACAACUUUUCUCUGACAGCGGUGGUGGCCGAGUCGGACAUGAUGCCGGGACAGAUCCCUGACCCUUCGCUGGCGGCGGGCUCCCUGCCCUGCCUGGGCCCGCUGGCGGGCAUCUCGGCCACCACGCUCACCGAUCAACUCAAGCUGGCGGACUUCCACCAGCUGGGUACCAUGCUGUCCCCGCUGCACUUCCUGGGGAGGCUAGGGAAGAGGCCGCUGGCCAUCAAGACCGAGAUGGAUGAAGAUGACGAUAGGAGGAAACGGAGACGAGAGAAAAACAAGGUAGCAGCAGCGCGAUGCCGAAACAAAAAGAAGGAACGGACCGACUUCCUUCAAAGGGAAUCAGAGCGUCUGGAGAUGGUGAACUCCGACCUGAAGGCCCAGAUCGAGGAGCUCCGUAUGGAGAGGCAGCAGCUAAUGGUGAUGCUCAACCUCCACCGGCCCACCUGCAUCGUGCGGACCGACAGUGUCAAAACACCCGAGAGCGAGGCCAACCCGCUGUUGGAGCAGCUGGCCGACGACGCCAAGUGAAACCAGGAAACACCGGGGGACGCAGAAAGUCCCUGACGCAAAGUGCCAGCCUUUUUUUAAAAAAUAAAAACAUAACUGGCAAUACGUUUCUAAACAAGCACUUGAGCUCCAAGCUGAAGACUUUUGGAGACUCUGCCCAAAGACCUGAGGUUUGUCGGGCUUCCUUAGUACUGCUGCAUGGAGCUGGCUCUGUCCAUUGGAAGACUGGAAAUACCCAGUUUCAUCUCCGCAUUAAGUGUUGUUGUUGACACCCGCUGUGCCUAGUUGUGACUUCAACCAUCUCUACAUAAAAAGGGACCAAUGUAAACAGUAGAGUACGACUGGAAACAACGCUGAGGAAACACACUAAUAUCAAUAUGGUGCUCUGUUACAAAAGCCCUGAAUAGAUUGUGUGGCAUUGUUUCAAUGCAGAGGCUUAGUGUUCUGCAGCUUUUUUUUUUUUUGUAUGCUAGCCAACAUAUACCGGUGUAGAGUUUUUAGGAUACAAUGCUCAAUACAAGUACACCCGACGGAGUUUUUUUUUUUUUUUUUGUAAUGUUGAUUUUUAUACUCUGCCUCGACGAUGGCAGUAACCGGUUGAUCCGAUUUGUGGUGACGCUGGCGUCAUGAAAAGCACAUAUACACAAAAUGUUUACACUCGUGUUUUUUGGACGUGUUGUCUGUCCAUUAUUGUACUUGUUUUAUACUGCUUUGUAUACAUAAACAUAUAUGAAAUGCUUGUUAGUCACUUGAUGUGAUUUAUCCUUUUCCCGAUCUGUCCAGUCUGUGUCUGUCACGUUGUGCUGUCAAACAGCUGUGAAAACAAGCAGAACUCUUUUCAGAUGAGCAGUAAUCCAGAGUCUGUUCUGGGCCUGUACCUGCUAUGUAUGAUCUGUUACCAUGAAUAGAUUAAAAUUUAUUUUCUAAGUACAAGGAAGGGCACGUCUUGUUGUUUUUUUGGAUUACAAAAUCAGACGUGCAACAAUCUCAAGUGUUUUUCAGUGAAAUUAGUCAAAGUCCUUGUGUUUGCUCCUCCGAGUCAUAACAGCAGAUCUAUCAAGUGACAGAAGUUGUGCAAUCGUGUUUCUUCAGCUGAGGCACAUUGCCAAAAUCGGGGCUUUACUUUCAUUUGCAAAACUCACAACGCAAUUACUUCUUCAAGGCUUGAUUAUCGCUGCAUUAUUGCAAAUUUGAAAGAUAUUCUUACUUUCUUUAAAGCUUUAAGAAAGAUCUUUCUCUCAUUGUUUUAAUUAUCAUUGAAUUUAAUUAUUUAAACCCGUCCAUGCCUUGAUCUUAGUUCUUUAGAGAACACAUACUAGCACCGUUUAUAUUAUAAUGUACUUACACUGGUCAAAAUACUGCUGAAGGAGGACAACAGAACCUCACCUACUCUGAUGAAAUAUUAUUUUAGACAGCAGUAAAGGUUAAUAUCCUAAAAAUUAUUUUGUAUUCACCACAUUCAUACUUUAUUAUUUUACUCUUAUUAUUUGGAUGGAGCUAAAUAAGAACAUAAAGUUAGCUUUUGAGCGGGUAUUGUCCUGAGUGAUAUCUACUGUAUGCAGGCCUCAAGUCACACUGCGGUCAACAGCGCCAUCUAGUGGAACCUUCUGUGAACUGCAUGAUUUCUAGUCCGAUAAAUCAAUUUGACUUCACAAUACUGGUCAGAUACUAUAAAGACAAACGUAACGGCUAAUAUUUACAUAUCCGUGUACUUUUCAGCCGUUAUAUCCUUCGAAGAUAUGAGUAAGAACCGUUGGUUUGCUCUGGUUAAACCCUCAUCUUUCUUUUAACACGUUACACUUGAGAAAGUGACAAAACUCGCUCAGGUAAGCUGCUGGUUUCUCUAUUCUGAACAAUAAAGAAAGAUUAACGUCACAGUUUAAGAUGAAAGCGUUUUAAAAUACGGAUCCUAAUUAGUUUUAAAUGUAUGUAAAGGUCCCCUCUUUAGACAUUGGUCUGCUUAACUUGCCUCCGUGGUCGCACAACGCAUGUUAGCUGCAAAUAUCGAUUUGUAACUCGGUAUCAAGUGAGUUUAAACGGUCUCGUACUGUAUUUAUAUUUCGGC